Sipha flava (yellow sugarcane aphid) is the source of this 1446-nucleotide messenger RNA. RefSeq names its product UDP-glucuronic acid decarboxylase 1 (gene Uxs). The transcript has 8 exons. Gene Ontology annotation, molecular function: NAD+ binding; UDP-glucuronate decarboxylase activity. Gene Ontology annotation, cellular component: cytoplasm. Gene Ontology annotation, biological process: D-xylose metabolic process. Lineage: Eukaryota; Metazoa; Arthropoda; Insecta; Hemiptera; Aphididae. The coding region runs from base 1 to 1284 and encodes 427 amino acids. The record is from RefSeq and is a predicted model, not a curated record.
AUGUUCCCGUCGGAUUCGGCCAAGCACGGACGUCAAAUGUUGAUCCGCAUUAAUGUUUUCCUGGCAUUGCUUCUGGGCAGCGGACUACUCUCGUUGGGAAUCAUCUAUGGCUUAGUAGUAUCAAAUAAUAAUGCCCUCAAACAUGAGUUUACAAAAAAAGAAUUUCAAUUUUCUGGAACUACUGACUCUGAACUCAAUAUGGAUCUUGUUUAUAAACUAAAGAAAGAACUUGCUUCGGCAAACGAUAAAAUAGAACAACUUGAAAAUAAGAUGCAAGGGUUUGAAGAACGUAUCAAAAAGCCUUAUCCAAAUGUCAAAUAUUUAAACUAUCGUACAAAAAAACGCAUUUUGGUUACAGGUGGUGCUGGCUUUGUUGGAUCUCAUCUGGUUGACAAAUUAAUGAAAGCUGGCCAUGACAUUACUGUAGUUGAUAAUUUUUUUACUGGAGUCAAAGCAAAUGUUGAACAAUGGAUUGGCCAUGCCAAUUUUGAACUAAUACAUCAAGAUAUAGUCAAUCCUCUGUUUGUAGAAGUUGAUGAAAUUUAUCAUUUAGCUUCACCUGCAUCACCCCCGCAUUACAUGUUUAAUCCAGUCAAAACUAUUAAGACUAAUACAAUUGGAACAAUCAAUAUGUUAGGAUUAGCAAAGAGAGUGGGUGCUAAAGUCUUGAUUGCUAGCACUUCUGAAGUUUAUGGUGAUCCUGAAGUACAUCCACAACCAGAAACAUAUUGGGGACAUGUGAAUCCAAUUGGUCCACGGGCAUGUUAUGAUGAAGGAAAAAGAGUUUCAGAAACAUUGAGUUAUGCCUAUGCUAAGCAUGAGAAAGUAUCUGUGCGUGUUGCCAGAAUAUUUAAUACGCACGGGCCCCGAAUGCAUAUGAAUGAUGGUCGUGUAGUGUCUAACUUUAUAGUACAAGCUCUUCGAAAUGAACCAAUUACAGUAUAUGGUAGAGGUAAUCAAACUCGUUCAUUUCAAUAUGUAUCUGACUUAGUAGAUGGAUUAAUUGCAUUAAUGGAUUCUAAUUAUACACAACCAGUUAAUCUUGGCAAUCCAACUGAACAUACAAUAAAUGAAUUUGCGGCAAUAAUUAAAGGUUUGGUUGGUGGAAAAAGUACUGUAAUUACAAGUUCUGCUGUUGAAGAUGAUCCACAAAGAAGAAAACCAGACAUUACAAGAGCAAUGACAUACCUUAAUUGGAAACCUAAGGUAGGCCUCAAAGAAGGUUUAAAAAUGACAAUAAAUUACUUCAAGCAAGAAUUAAGGAAAUCACAAAAAACUGCUUGAUAUGUAAUUAUUUAGCAUAUAUAUAUAUAUAUAUAUGUGUGUAUAGAUUAUUAUUUAACUAUUUUUACUUUAUAUUGUUGACAUUUUUUUAAAUCGAUGAACCUUGAUUUGGAGUUAAUACUAUGAGUAUUAAGUAUAUUAAUAUGAGAAUUAUUUUAUUUU